AUGCACAGAGGGCGGCCCGAUGCCGAAGCGGCAGCUCACGCCGGGCAAAGACGCAGACGGAAAUGUGAGAUGGCUUCUGCGGCUCAGCCUCCACCCCAUGUUUCUUCGUUUUGCGUCUGCAGCUCGCUGCCUCAUCCACGCAAAUUUCGAACGUUGCUCUGCCAACUUCUUCUGGUCUUCUGUUGUCUUCCUCGGCCACUACUCAAGCUUUUCCCUUUUUGUUUGGCUUCCUAG
Molecule: messenger RNA, 234 nt
Organism: Caenorhabditis auriculariae
Lineage: Eukaryota; Metazoa; Nematoda; Chromadorea; Rhabditida; Rhabditidae
Source: the annotation of a GenBank genome assembly